AUGGCGCCUCCUCCGCGACCCCUCGCCCGGCCGCGGCCGCCGGGGAUGCUGCUGCUCCGCGCGCUCCUGCUCCGGCUGCUCCUCGACUCGGCUCCAGGAGUAUGGUGCUUUAGCGAACUGUUUUUUAUAAAAGAACCACAGGAUGUAACUGUCACAAGAAAGGACCCAAUCCUGUUAGAUUGCCAGGCUCAUGGAGAAGUUCCUAUUAAGGUCACAUGGUUGAAAAAUGGAGCAAAGGUGUCUGAAAAUAAACGGAUCCAGGUUCUAUCUAAUGGCUCUUUAUACAUCAGUGAGGUGGAAGGCAAGCGAGCAGAGCAGUCUGAUGAAGGAUUUUAUCAGUGCUUGGCGAUGAACAAAUAUGGAGCCAUUCUUAGUCAAAAAGCUCAUCUUACCUUAUCAACUAUUUCUGCAUUUGAAGUUCAGCCAAUUUCUACUGAGGUCCAAGAAGGUGGAAUUGCUAGAUUUGCAUGCAAGAUUUCAUCAAACCCUCCUGCAAUCAUAACAUGGGAAUUAAAUCGGACAACUCUACCUGUAACUAUGGACAGGAUAACUGCCUUACCAACAGGAGUAUUGCAGAUCUAUGAUGUUGGCCAGAGGGAUGCUGGAAAUUAUCGUUGUGUUGCGGCUACUGUAGUCCACAGACGUAAAAGUAUGGAGGCCUCUCUAACAGUGAUUCCAGCUAAGGAGUCUAAAUCCUUCUACACACCAACCAUUAUAGCAGGUCCACAGAACAUCACAACAUCUCUUCAUCAGACUGUUGUUUUAGAAUGCAUGGCCACGGGAAGUCCCAAACCAAUCAUUUCUUGGAGCCGUCUUGACCACAAGUCCAUUGAUGUCUUUAAUACUCGGGUCCUUGGAAAUGGUAAUCUCAUGAUAUCUGAUGUCAAGUUGCAACACGCGGGAGUAUAUGUUUGUCGGGCCACUACCCCUGGCACACGCAACUUUACAGUUGCCAUGGCAACUUUAACUGUAUUAGCUCCUCCUUUAUUUGUCGAAUGGCCAGAAAGUUUAACGAGGCCUCGAGCUGGCACUGCUCGAUUUGUAUGUCAGGCAGAAGGAAUUCCCUCACCCAAAAUGUCAUGGUUGAAAAAUGGAAGGAAGAUACAUUCCAAUGGUAGAAUUAAAAUGUACAACAGUAAAUUGGUAAUUAAUCAAAUUAUUCCUGAAGAUGAUGCUAUUUAUCAGUGCAUGGCUGAGAACAGCCAAGGAUCUGUUUUAUCUAGAGCCAGACUGACCGUAGUGAUGUCAGAGGACAGACCCAGUGCUCCCUAUAAUGUGCAUGCUGAAACCAUGUCAAGUUCAGCCAUCCUUCUAGCUUGGGAGAGGCCACUUUAUAAUUCGGACAAAGUCAUUGCUUAUUCCGUGCACUACAUGAAAGCAGAAGGUUUAAAUAAUGAAGAGUACCAAGUAGUCAUCGGAAAUGACACGACUCAUUAUAUUAUUGAUGACUUAGAACCUGCCAGCAAUUACACUUUUUACAUCGUGGCAUAUAUGCCAAUGGGAGCCAGCCAGAUGUCUGACCACGUGACACAGAACACUUUAGAGGAUGUUCCCUUGAGACCUCCUGAAAUUAGUUUGACCAGCCGGAGUCCCACCGACAUUCUCAUCUCCUGGCUGCCAAUCCCAGCCAAGUAUCGGAGGGGCCGAGUGGUGCUCUACCGCCUGUCCUUCCGCCUGAGCACUGAGAAUGCCGUUCAAGUCCUGGAGCUCCCGGGGACCACGCAUGAGCACCUUCUGAAGGGCCUGAAGCCGGAUAGUGUCUACCUGGUUCGGAUUACUGCUGCCACCAGAGUGGGGCUGGGAGAGGCAUCAGUGUGGACUUCACAUAGGACACCCAAAGCUACAAGCGUGCAAGCCCCUAAGUCUCCAGAGUUACAUUUGGAGCCUCUGAACUGUACCACCAUUUCUGUGAAGUGGCAGCAGGACGCUGAGGACACAGCAGCCAUUCAGGGCUACAAGCUGUACUACAAAGAAGAAGGGCAGCAGGAGAAUGGACCCAUUUUCCUAGAUACCAGCGACCUUCUCUAUACACUCAGUGGUUUAGACCCCAGAAGAAAAUAUCACGUGAGGCUACUGGCUUACAACAACAUAGAAGAUGGCUAUCAGGCAGAUCAGACAGUCAGCACUCCGGGAUGUGUGUCUGUUCGUGAUCGCAUGGUCCCUCCUCCACCACCCCCCCACCAUCUGUAUGCGAAGGCUAACACCUCAUCUUCCAUCUUCCUGCACUGGAGGAGGCCUGCGUUCACCACUGCACAAAUAAUUAACUACACCAUCCGCUGUAACCCUGUCGGCCUGCAGAAUGCUUCUUUGGUUCUAUACCUUCAAACAUCAGAAACUCACAUGUUGGUUCAAGGUCUAGAACCAAACACCAAAUAUGAAUUUGCUGUUCGACUGCAUGUGGAUCAGCUUUCCAGUCCCUGGAGCCCUGUUGUCUACCAUUCUACACUUCCAGAAGCACCAACAGGCCCACCAGUUGGAGUAAAAGUGACAUUGAUAGAGGAUGACACUGCUCUGGUUUCUUGGAAACCUCCUGAUGGCCCAGAGACCGUUGUGACGCGCUAUACUAUCUUGUAUGCAUCGAGGAAGGCCUGGAUUGCAGGAGAGUGGCAGGUCCUACACCGAGAAGGGGCAAUAACCAUGGCUUUGUUAGAAAACCUGGUGGCAGGAAAUGUGUACAUUGUCAAGAUAUCAGCAUCUAACGAAGUGGGGGAAGGACCCUUUUCAAAUUCUGUGGAGCUGGCAGUACUUCCAAAGGAAACUUCUGAAUCAAAUCAAAGACCCAAGCGUUUAGAUUCUGCCGAUGCCAAAGUUUAUUCAGGCUAUUACCAUCUGGACCAAAAAUCAAUGACCGGCAUUGCUGUAGGCGUUGGCAUAGCCUUGACCUGUAUCCUCAUCUGUGUUCUUAUCUUGAUAUACCGGAGUAAAGCCAGAAAAUCAUCUGCUUCCAAGACGGCACAGAAUGAAACUCAACCGUUAUCUCGUACCAGUGCCUCCCUAGCCAGUGGAAAUGAAGUAGGAAAGAACCUGGAAGGGGCUGUAGAAAACGAAGACACCUUAAUGCCAAUGAUGAUGCCCAACAGCUUUAUUGAUGCAAAGGGAGGAACUGACCUGAUAAUUAAUAGCUACGGUCCUAUAAUUAAAAACAACUCUAAGAAAAAAUGGUGUUUUUUCCAAGAUUCUAAGAAGAUAAAAGUUGAGCAGCCUCAAAGAAGAUUUACUCAGUCGGUCUGCUUUUACCAGCCCGGCACGACUGUGUUAAUUAGUGAUGAAGACUCCCCCAGUUCUCCUGGUCAGACAACCAGCUUCCCAAGACCCUUUGGUGUUGCAGCUGAUACUGAGCAUUCGGCAAAUAGUGAAGGCAGCCACGAGACGGGGGAUUCUGGAAGGUUCUCCCAUGAGUCCAAUGAUGAGAUACACCUGUCCUCAGUUAUAAGUACCACACCCAUGACCUCUGAUUCCUUUACUGGUAGCGAUUCAGGUGGGGAUCCCUCGAUGGGCAAGUGUGAAGAUCCUGCAGUGCCAUCAGAGGCUGAGCAAACUUCCUCUUCAGUUCUGCGGCCGCCAUCUGCCAUAGUACGCUUUGAUAAAAAUGAUUUCCCAAUGUAGACAGCCACAUUCAGGUAUUCUCAUGUUUAAUUCUGUUCGAAGGACAAUGAACAGGGAGCCAAAGCCUUUUGUGAACAUCUUAAUGUCUUAUUGGGUAUUUCAGCUUUUUUUGAAUGUGUUUUCUUUUUUAUUUUUAAACUCACGUAUAUUGAAUGUUUCAUUGUCAGCAAUGUGAAAAGACAGUCAAGAUGUUUGACUGGAUUAUAAAAAUAUAUCACUGGAGCAAAGGGAGGACUGCUGAAAGCCCCUUUGCUAACUAUCUACCUCAGUUUGCCACUUGGCAAACUCAGAAGACAACUUUGUUACCUCGUUUGUUGUGAUAGUUUAUCUCAGCUACAUAACCAAUGAUACUUCCUAGUAGCAUUUUGUUUUCAUUGCUGUAUGUGUAAUGUGUGUGAUCAAAGGAGUCAUAUAGGUAGGUGAGUAAGAAUGUUUAUCUGAAGCUCUGAUUUAAAAAAAAAGAAAUCAGUGACAUCUGCAUGGUUUGUAUAAUUUAAUACCUCUGGCUGUGAGGACGGUUAAACCAUAGAGAAAAAGUGGGACUGCUGAUUUUAGUGAAUGACCAAGACAAAAAAAAGUGUAUCUCUUGAGAAUAGAACUGUUUGGUAGCAUAUAGAAAGUACUAUUGCUUCAAGGGCCUUUAUGUUUUGGGCAUCCGAGUCUGAGUGCUUUAUCUGCUGUAUCCCAAACCUCAGCCUGCCUCGAGCUGUGCCUUUUCUACCUUCCCACUUGCCUGACAGUUGGCCAAAGGCUGCACUGUCUAGUGUGCAAAGCAUCUUCAACAUUUUCGGAAUUAGUUGCAAAACUCCAUGCAGAAGACAGAUCUUUAAGGAGAACAGGAUAGGGUUGUUUUGUUUUGUUUUGUUUUUCAAUCCCAGCUUGGCUUAAAGGGGUAAAGAAAUUUCAUAAAAUAUUAAGAAUGAAGAUAAAUGCAACCAUAGACAGUAAAAUGAACGUGAGAUUAUCAUGGUAACAGUGCCUUCCAUUAUAUAUUAUGAAAUUCUUUGCCUUAUAUCUUUUUAAUAUUCAUGAAGUUCAGGAGAAGAAUACAGAAAGUUGCCUUAAGAGUGUCUUGGAUUUUAUCAGUGACUAUUUUGAUGUACAGUAUCUUAUCAAAGGGUUUUGGUUUGUUAUCCUGCAGGUUUUGUUUAGGGAUAAGUAUUCAGAGCUCUACCACCUUGCUUGUAUUUUCUUGAAUUCUUAAGAGAAUUUGGUCCUCUAUUUAACCUUCCUUCAGGGUCAAUGCUGUGAAAGAGGAAUGCUAACUCCAGGAGUGAGUUAAUCCUCUUGCUGGUUUGAAAUCAGCAAACUGUUUACUCAGCCACGUAGAAUAGGCCUUCUCAGUCAUGAGACAGUUACCUACUAGGUGCCCAGCAGCGGGAGAGGAUAAAGAAUUAAAAGUGUAGAGAGGGGACCUCAUCUCCUUUUAAAAGUAUUUUUUCAAAUUAUCUGGAAAUGACUUUUGGAAUUAUCUGGAAAUUCACUUUAAAAGGAAUCUAAAUGGGCUUCCUCUCGAAACCUUUGGUUUCUAGAGAGGGGGAUUGUGUUAAAUGGUGUUCUAAAACCAAAAGAACAUUACUGAUAAUAGUCCCACUUGUAGCAUCUCCUAUCCCAAUAUCUGAUGAUACAACAUUUUUUAUUGUUUUUUUAAUCUGUACUUUUGUGCCAAACUGGAUGUGUUCAGAAGCAGACCAACAUUAAGGGCCAGCAGCCACUUCUGAACUGAAUUCAAAGUCCCCAUUUAGUUACGGACGUAUGUGCUUCACAAUGAAAUGGAAAGAAAAAGCAGAGCUUUAGGUGAACAAUCUGAGGCAAGAAAAAAGGAAAAUGCUGCUCCUGCCUGUAUCGCUCCUGUUUUAUACUACCUCCUUUUAAAGUUAUUCUAGUGUUAUUUUUUUUUUUUUCCUGUACUCAGGGAACAUUUUGUUACUUUUGAGCUGCCUCAUGGAAGCAUGGGCAAAUUGACAGGGUAUGGCAUUUCUUUGUUUUUUGUUUUUUUGGGGGGUUCGUAAGUAGAAGUAUGUGGGGCCUACUUUUAUCAGAAUCUAAAAUUGAGUACAACGAGUUCAUUUUAUUUUUUUAAACUUUUAUUAAAAGACAAACAAAACCUAAAGCUGAAACAUCAUCCAUCGUGGUUAUCAAAGAUGUGUCUAGGACUGUGUGCAUGUGAAUAAUUUUAAAAGCCUAGAAAGAUGAUCUGAAGUCUUUGAGGAACGUAUUUUUUUGUUUGGUUUUUGAUAAAUAGGCCCGUAGGUAUUGUAGAUCUUUAGGCUAUAACUAUUUGCUAAUUAUUUACCAGUACAUUUUUUUACUUUUUCAUCUUUUCACUUUGUUCCUAUACAGAUUUUUUUUUUCAUAAUAAUCCUGUUACCAAAGAAUUUUCGGUAGAAAGUGAAAAUUUGACUAUAAUUUCCCCUCAGAUUGAAUUGACUAGAAACAUCUAUAGGUAAUGAAGCUUAUACAAGUAGUUACUAACCCAAAAUAAUAGGGUUUGUAUUGAUUGUUGUAGUUAAAUAGACUAGUAAUUUUAACUACCUUAUGGUUACCAGAGCAUUUAAAAUAAGUUCUUUCCCAACAGAGAGUUCCAAAGAAUUUCAAGUGUAAUUUUUUUUUCUUCAGCAAGGAAAUCUUCAACUAUACAGUAUUAAAGUAUUUUUAAAUUGUUGAAACUACUUGUUGGAGAGAAAAAAAAAAUCUUUUCACCAAAGAUUAAAUAUUUUGGUCUCAUUGAAUAAGAUAUUUAGUGUACUACAAAGACUUGUUUACUUGGCCAAAGCUAAGCUUCUUUGAAGCCUUAAGUAUGAAAUAGUAACUAAAAUGUGAAGGCUCUCUCUUAUCUCGCAUAGUGGUGUUACUUCAUGGUAUUUUCACUCCAAAGGGGCUAAUAUGCAAAUGGUAACUAUUUUCUUUUCCAAAGACUUAUUUGCUGUAAGUACUGAUACACGCAUGUCAUUUUUAUGCCAAAUAUUACAAGAUACUGCUCAUCAAUAUUUUCAUACCAAAGACCAUUAAAAUAUAUAGAUUAGCCUGUAAGUAAGUAAAGAUGAGCAGAUUUGAAAUAAAUUUAUUUAGAGGCUGAUAGGGAAUCUAGCUGUAGUAGCAAAAGAUAUCAAAGGGCUAAGUUUACGUAAUUAAAAGCAAUACAAUUAUAUUGGUAUUUAUCAGUGUUUUUAUUCAAGUACUUUUUAAUCAGCAAAUAAAAAAUUUAAAAAACCAAAGAUAUUUAAGGUUACCUCCGCAUAUAGGCAAAUUUAGUUGUACAUUAAGCUGUCGUUUCUAGUUUUUAUGUCAAACAAACAUGUUUCUCCAGAGCCCAGUCUGUAUACAAAUAGCAUACAUAGGGAUUUUCCAUUAACUCUGCUGAUUCAGCAACAGGGUGUUUUUGCCAAAUGAUGUGAUACUUUUCCUAAGCACCUUGAAUGUGAGAUGUCAACAGAAGUAUCAGCAGGCUUUUCCAUUGCAGAGCAUUAUGGCAAUUCCUGAGCUAGCCCGUGCAGUCCUCCUCGUGCUUAAAACAUUACCUGGCUAACUCCGAAGGCUUGAGGCUGUCCCCUAAUAGUAGGGAUGUUCUCAUCUCUGGAGAGCAGAGGACAGAACAGACACACAAAUCACAUCACUGUCUGAGUGGGCUAUGCUCUGACAGAUGUGCUCUUUCAAGUUGUCCAUAAGGUGAAAUAUUUUCAAUACAUCAAGGGAGCCUGGCAUUUCAAACUUGAGUGGAACCUUGAGUAAAAGAAAAAUCUUUUUUUUUGAAAUCUGAAGUUUUAUGUGUUGAUUAGCCUAAAAGUAAGGAUACAGCUUUAUCCACUAAGUGGCUUUAAAACAUCAGCUUUGGCACAAUAGGGAAAUUAGAUCCUCAGUGAAAUGCCUUUUGUUUGCCUUUGCUUCAAACAAAAGCGGUGCCAACAUUGGGAACAAUGGCAGUGAUUUGCAUUGGUUUGUCUUGGCAUUGUUAAGGACUUCUGCUAGAAUCUUGCUUAUGUUGAUGACUCAGGAUCAUUGUUCUAGUCCAUAUGAAGACACCUUUGGAAACAAUCCCGAGUGUCACACAAAUGGAAUUGAAAGUUGUUUUUGUUUUUAAUGCAAGAAUAUCCAGAUGUAGCUCCAUCUCAGCAGUGGCUGUAGUGAUUUACAUACACGUUUAUAUUUCAUUGAAUGUAAAAUUUGAAUACUGAAUGUAAAAAAAAAAAGUUCCAACUAUACUGAAAGAGCCAUGAUCUCUCUAAGUCUACACAUGUAUUUUGUAGACUUUGUUUCUGAUAGUCUGCCACAUGCGUCUCUGGUCAAAUUGCUUUGGUUUAAUUCAUAAUCAAAAUAAUUUUUGUGGGCUCUGAGCACAGAGUGGAGGGUUCUGGAGAUCACCAUACACAGCCAGUUGUCUGUGAAUUUUAUUGAUGUUUAGAAGAACGUAUAUAUAGAAUUCUGUGUUAAAUUGAUGUAUGCUCAGGAUAUACGAUCGCAGGCUAAUGCAAUGUGUAUAUUUCCAGGCUUUAAUCUUCUCAGGCAGUUUCCCUUUUCAAGCCUUUGUAAUAUUAACAUGACAGUCUUGUAUUUUUACCAGAUACUGUAUUAUUUUCUUAUUAUUGCUGCCACAAAUUACCGCAAACUUAGUGGCCUUAAAACAACACAAAUGUAUUAUCUUCCAGUUCUGUAGGUCUGCAGUCUGACACAGGUCUCACUGGGACAAAAAAAAAAAAAGUAUCCUUUGUCUUUUCUGGCUUUUAGAGGCUAUGGUCCCCUCCCUCCAUUCUCAAAGCUGACAAUGUAGCAUCUCUCAGACCUUGCUUCCAUUAUCAUAUCUCUUUUCUGACCCCAACCAGGAAAGGGUCUUCAAUUUUAUGGACUCGUAUGAUUAGAUUGACCCUACCUGGAUAAUCCAGGAUAAUUUUGCCAUCUCAGAACCCUUUUUUUAAAAUUUAUUUAUUUUUUAUUGUUAGUUCCAGGUGUACAGAACAUUGCAGUAGUUAUCCUUUUCACCCUUCGCACAGAAACAUCAGAAUCCUUAAUUUCAUCACAUCUGCCAAGUCCCUUUUGCCAUGUGUGGUAACAUAUUCAGAGUCCAGGGAUUGGAGCAGGGACUUCUGUAGGUGGCCAUUGUUUUCCCUACCACAGGUACAUUAUUUCUGUAGAAUUCGGAUCCCCGUGAAAUGUCCAUAGCAUUACAGAGAUCAGAAAUCUGAAGAUAUGUCCCCCCUUGGGCUUCCUCAGAAUUUCAAAACUCUGAAGACUUUCACUUAUAGCCUAUUAAAUGUUUACAUUGAACUUUCUCUCUAAAUCACUUGCAAAAACAAUUCAUCUUUAAGCUUUUAGAAUAUGUGCUUUGUAAAGUAACACCUCAGGUCUAUGUGUUUCACAGGAAGUUUCCUAAAUGUUUGGCUCUAACUUUAUGGAAUUUCAUGAGAAAUUUUUGAAAACUGUUCUUGUUAUAGUUGAACUGAAUCCUUUUCUCUUUUUUUGGGACUUUCAUAGGGACUCAGAGUAGAUGAACAGGACCAUGUUCAUGUUCAUUCUUCAUUUUCUUUUAAAAGCAUAUUUGCAACAAGCAUCCUUUCUGCUUUUUAAAUUAGGUUUAUUUUUUCAGCUUAAUUAGCCACUGACUCUUUGGUGUUCAGUUUGAUAACCCCUCAGUUUCCCAUCAAUUUCAGCAAGAGCCUCUACUUACUUACCUUAUCAGCAUGAACAACAACUGGGAAAUUUUAUCUUUUUUGUCAUGCUUCUUCUUUGAUUCCAAUUGUCUCUUUUCCUGGAAAACUUCAGUUUCCACAGCUCUAGUUUGUUCUAAUUCCUGGAUCAUUUCAAGUUAAGUCUUUCAGUUUUGAAGAAUAGCUUCUAAUUCUACCCUAAUUUUAGCAUUUCUUCAACUAAAGAGAUAAAGCUAUCUCCAUCAUCAGUUAGAGACUGUGAUGGUAUUCUGAGUAAGGAUAAGAAUGCUGGCCUGGUCGUGUUGACAGUAGUUUCUAGGAAGGGAUAAUGCCGUUUACUGAGCACAUGCGACAUGCCCAGCACAGGCUCCCUCCAUCUAAACUGCUACAUUCUGCAAAGCAAACAUUAUCCCCGUUUUAGAGAUCAGGAAAUUGAGGCUUAAAAAUGUCUAACUUGGCAAAGAUCAGUCAGUAAGUGGCUUAGCCAAGAUACAAACCCAAGUUGGUCCAACUCCCAAGUUUAUAGGAUUUCUACUAUAAUGCAUUUUCUCCACUACGAAUUGAUAUUUAAUUACCCAGGCUCAUAGUGCCUUCCACUAUAUCAACACAACCCGUCCACAUAGUAAUAGCCAACCAACAGAAAGAAGUCGGUCUUAGUUACAGCUAUUUAUUCACAGGAGGGAUUGAGGAGACUGAGCUGUGACUCACCCUUGUCAUCUCCUAACCUCCUUUCCUCCUUUAAAACCUUCAAUUACUCUUAGCCAAAAUUACUCCUGAAAACUGAUGCUUAUGCAUAAAGUUGCAUGAGAAAUAAGGUAGCCAUGGUUUCUGGAGUCAUUAUCUAUUCAAGCAUUUCCUUAUUAGACUACGUGUUCAGAAUUGAAUUGUAUCUUUUCUAAUUUUUCUGUAGUCACUGUAUCCAAAUAGGAAUUUAUUAACUGGAAAAAGCCACGUGUAUAACCAGCCAUUCUUCCUUGCUAGAUCUGAAGAGUCAACUGUUUUAAUAUGAAUGCAACCUAAUUAUUCACACUAAUUUAGGAGGGAGCGAAGUUGAGGGAGAAUCGUAUAGUAGAACAAGUGUAAGUUGAAUCAUUGGGAGCACUUAAAUUCUAGUCCUUGACCAUUUGAAUCUUGUUUGGUAGGAAAGCUCUCAGUCUAUUUGUGUGCCUCUCUAUCCAUGAAAUGAAAUAAUUUGUUGUGCAGAAGGAAGCAAUAGUUUCUUGAAAACUUAAAAAGAAAAUUCAAGUGAAAAUAAUUAUAUCCGAAAGUAAUUUCUAUGAGGCUGUGAAACAUAACUGAUUUCUUUUCUUUAUAGGUCAGCCUUUCCAAUUACAUUUUGCUCAUGUUAAAAUGAAAAAUGUUUGCAUUUCCUGUAUGUGCACCAAAAAAACUAACAGAAGAAAGUGGUUGGUAAAAGAUAUAGAAUGGGAUUUAAACACUCAUCUGUAAUGUAGGGAAAUCUAUAACAGGAAACAGGAAUUUACAGUACUUUUGAAAGUACUAAAACAGGAAAUCUUUUUACACCAAAUUAAAUCUUUCAUUUUAAAAAAAUACCUUGGUUUUUAAAGAUUUAAGGAGAGAGUCAAAUAUCCCCAGAGGGGUAGAUGGGUGAGGAGAAUGUGCAUUUUUAGGAUUCUUGUCUAACAUCUAAUUUUUCAAGAUUAUGGAGCGUUUUAACAUUUCUUUAAACUACUUGGAAUAAAUCUUAUAAAGGGAAACACCUACUGGCACCUAUUCUGCUUUACUCAAAUCUACCUUUAAGACUUAUGGGAAGAAUUAUAUGAUUAUCAUCUGUUUUUAGAGCAAAGAAAUACUUUCCCUAACUUUUUCUUGCACCUUCCAAUAUCACUCUUAGUAUAAUCCAUGAGAUUCUGAACACCUUAGCAAAUUUACUGAAGUUUAUAUCUUGGAAGUAGUUCACGGCAUUAGACACAGUCCUAACUUACAAAAUUUAUCUUUAAAAUUUUAUGCUACAGAACUUUAUUUUUCUACAGAAUUGUCUUUAAAAACAAUAAAAGUAUUUAAAAUUUUUCCCUAAAACAUUCUUCUUUUUAUUACAAUCCGUAGAUCUGUUUUGUUUGCAAGUGAAAAUGAUUACCGAUGAUUAGCAACUUGAGCCUGUUACAGGAAUUUGCAAAGCCUGAACAUAUACGCAUUGCCUUAGCCUAUCAGUAGAGUAGAGGAUAUAUAUUAAGUUUGUCUGUUUGUUGCUGUUAUUGGACAGAAUUUCAUGUCUAUGUAUGUGUGAUUUAAAAAAUUUUUUUUUCAAAGAUGUGAAUUAAAUGAAAGUGUGGGUGCCAGUUAUAUAAUUUCAUAUUAUGGGUGUUCUGGAUCCUUUCACUCUAUAUACCAUGUUCUUGUAAGGGCAGCAUUUGCAGACUUGCUAAUGGACUCUAGAGCUGAGCUAUUUUAAUUUUAUACUUGACUCAGGGGAUCAGCUCUGUGAACUCCAUUGCUUGAAGAAAGCUAAUGUUUGCCUUGAUUUUGAAUGUACCUUUUUAAUGUCUUCUUAAAACAUAUUUUGUUUAAUAAUGUGGGUUUGUUUUCUUUUUCUAGCAUCAUAGUAAAUAUUGCCUAGUAUUUUCCCCCUCCUCAGGGUAGUUUCUAUACUAUCCUACAGGUCAUGCCAAAAAUGAAUAAAAGUUUAAAUGCCAAAAUGUUUAUGAAACUGCUGUCUAAAUACUGAUUGA
Hipposideros armiger (great roundleaf bat) is the source of this 11938-nucleotide messenger RNA. It is a transcript of the gene PRTG, whose product is annotated as protogenin. The record is from RefSeq and is a predicted model, not a curated record. NCBI's taxonomy places the organism in Eukaryota, Metazoa, Chordata, Mammalia, Chiroptera, Hipposideridae. The transcript is spliced from 20 exons. Gene Ontology annotation, biological process: cell-cell adhesion. The coding region runs from base 1 to 3606 and encodes 1201 amino acids. Gene Ontology annotation, molecular function: protein binding.